GUUGCAGUAGAAUCAUGUUUAGUUGUUCCUGCAUUUUUUCCAAUUGCGCAGGCAUAGGAGAGCUCGGAGCUGAGGGAGGCACAGGACUCCCUUCCCUCCGGACCUCGACACCGAGUGAACGUCUCUAAACCGCUGUUAUUUAUUUAGUAAACAUAUUAUUCAAAAAAUUAAAUACAAAAAUCAAGGCGUAAAAUUAGGAGCGCAUAAACCAAGAGAGCUUUCGUUAGCCGUCACGUGCGGCCAUCGCCGCUACCACUACCACCGUCGCUGCCACUACCACCACCACCACCUCCAGACGUAAGCAGCCAUUUUCAUUCUCUCAAUAUAAGCUGUUUCGCGGGCGGAGUCACCGUUACCACCACUGCUGGUACCUACCUUUGAGGGGCUUGACCGUUCUGGAUUGGACGGAGGUGUGGUGUUGAACAGCCCCGCCCCUUUCAUUCAUUACGAGUACCUACAUAGUAUUUUACUAUCUUACAUUUCUGAGCUCCUGGUACCAGUGCGGCGGAUGGAGUAAACCGCAUUUGUUUAUUAUUGGAUUUUUUUAUUUUUAUUUGUUAUUUUGAGAAGAUGACCUUAAGACAUUCACCUCCCCCUGCCCCCCUCGUGCCCGAUGCGCCGGCGCCGCACUCGACUAGUACGGAAGCCAAUGUGACCAAUGUGCGUGAUCGCAGUUGUACUGGGAUGUCAUUGGGAGUACAACACUAUGACUCAGCCCCUGAUUUACGGCUGAUGUUGGAUAACGCAACAGAAAGAAAAAAAAGGAAAUUCGAAGAUAAAGAUUCUAGUGUAUCAGAAAUUAUCAAGGAAAUGUUUUCAUCAUUUACACAGGAACAGAAAUUACGAUUUAAUCAACUUCAAGCUACAAUCAAUAGCCUUACGGAACAAAAUAAUGCAUUGACGCACAGUGUUGAUAUGAUGUCAAGCAAAUAUGACGCGUUUUUAGCUAAAAUAUCUGAAAUGGAAACACAGAGAAAGGCAGAUCAGAAACUUAUUUGUUUGUUGGAAGAUAAAGUAGAAUAUCUGGAACGGAAACAAAAGUCUACUGCAAUUGAGAUCCGAAAUGUACCUAAAAAAACGGAUGAAAGCAAAAAUGACCUUUGUAAACUUGUGCAGAAUAUAGGAAACACCAUAAGCGCUGAAAUUGAUAACUGUUACCUGAAAGAUGUUUAUAGGUUAAAUUCUAAUAAAUCCUCAAAUUCGAACUUGAUAAUUGUUGAAUUUACAUCUACACUAGUUAGGAAUAACUUACUGGAAAAGUUGAAGACUUUCAAUAAGGAUAGGAUCCCUGGUGAAAAACUUAAUACUCGUCAACUUGACUGGCAUGGUCCCUGCAAGCCAGUGUAUAUUUCCGAGGCACUCACCAACAAGGCUCAAAGACUGUUUUACCUGGCGAGGACAUUUCAGAAACAAAACGGAUAUGCUUUUUGCUGGUCUUCACAUGGAGUCGUGUACCUAAGGAAAGAAGAAAAGUCUCCACACAUUAAACUAAAUUCGGAAAGCGACAUUGAAAAUCUAAGAAAGUCUAUCUGA
This is a messenger RNA of Chilo suppressalis (striped riceborer), 1533 nucleotides long. The record is from the annotation of a GenBank genome assembly. Lineage: Eukaryota; Metazoa; Arthropoda; Insecta; Lepidoptera; Crambidae.